AGCAAGUGUCUGCUUGUCUGAGCUGCUGGCUGAACGUUUUCCGCCGCAGUGAUCGAAAUGUGCAAUGGCAGCCAAGUGGCCUCACGCCCAGGAGCUCCACGACCAAACAGACAGACGACAGCUAAUCCUGAUGGGCCAUGACCGACAAGCGCGUCUCUCCGGCUGGUCGUCAGCUCGUUCGACAGUUAAAGUGGAUUUUCGAUUCUUUUUUGACUUGGCGUUUGUGAGUGAGAAUGUCGCGGAAUCUCACAACAUUUGACAAACAUUGCGAAUCUGCCACCUUUAGCCACAAAUUUGGCUUGCAUCUGCGUCUGCGGCUAGGCGAGGCAGCGUGCUUGGCUCUUGGCAUUGAUGUUGCGGUUGUCGCCUCGCUACUCCCUGCCCUGCUCUCGCUGCUUUCGUGCGGCUCGGCUGGUGGCAGGGCUCCUGUCAUACGGACCGAUGAGGCCGGGGUUCCGAGCCUGAAGAAGCUCCAACAAGUCGCGAACUCCCCUACCUUUCUGGCGCUGGAAUGCCAUGACUGGAAGUACGAUGGUCACGGUAGGUAACGGGGAGUUCCAUAGUAGAACGCUCGCACAUGGUCGUCGCCGAAAACUCGGCCUCUGCAUCUGAUGCAAUUGGCAGGACACGCAAAGCACAACACAGUAAUAGCCACGUGUUUCUAGAAAUGGAAAAUGUGGAAGCUGUUCUGGGUUCGAUGGAGAUACGUGGAAGGUAUUUGGAAGGAGUAGAGUUGGGUAACAGACAUGGGUAAACACGAUUGGAUCCUCGAAUAUCGAAUUGAUCCCAGGCCGAGUGAGUGCCUUCCUCUCGUACCUCGAGCAAACAGGCGCCGAUAAGGGCAAGAGCUCCGCAGCCUGUUUGCCUUGACGGUGGACCCACUAUCGCCCCAUGGAUGGUGUCGAGCUCAUGGCGACGGAAAGCACCAUCGGCAGCGUUGUGGAGGCAUGGGCGGCACCCACCGGCCGGGCAAAUCGAAGAAGGCACGCCAUGCUGAUACGGUGCACCCAAGUCUGGCGCCAGACUCUUGACAAUCUUUGCACGACGUGAGUUUCGUGAUGUAAACUUGCCGCUCCAUCAUCACCAGAAAAGUGUCAAACAUGGGUUUGGUCUUGUAAUGAUAAUCCUCGCUUGCGUUUUCGGGGAUCUAUCUUGAUGCAUACCCCUCAUGUAACGGUGCAAUCUUUGGAUCCGAUUCAACGGGGACAAGUAAAAUCUUGGUGUUUUCGGGUUUUCCACAUCUAAUAUCCUACGUA
Molecule: messenger RNA, 1256 nt
Organism: Phytophthora nicotianae INRA-310
Lineage: Eukaryota; Oomycota; Peronosporomycetes; Peronosporales; Peronosporaceae
Exons: 1
Coding region: 234-548 (104 amino acids)
Source: RefSeq, a predicted model, not a curated record